Lindgomyces ingoldianus is the source of this 321-nucleotide messenger RNA. RefSeq lists its product as uncharacterized. The transcript has a single exon. The record is from RefSeq and is a predicted model, not a curated record. Bases 52 to 282 code for a protein of 76 amino acids. NCBI's taxonomy places the organism in Eukaryota, Fungi, Ascomycota, Dothideomycetes, Pleosporales, Lindgomycetaceae.
GCAAUUCCAAUCAAGGGAGAGGAUGUUGAGAUUAUUCAGCCCUUAUAUCCUAUGAUGUUUACGGAUCUUGUCUGCCUUCUCUGCAUCGGCGAUGACCGAUUCUCGACGCUAAAGCAUACCCGCCCAUUUGCGAAGAAGGAUCCACUGCAGAAGCAUCUUAAUAUCCAUGUAGCGAAUGGAGAGUUUAGACAAGGGUUCCGCUGUAAGCAUCCUUCUUGUUCAGAGUGGAUUGAAGGACUGGGGCAUUUCAAAAAUUAUGCAGCCUUUGUGCAUGGCGUAUAGCAUCCGAUUAAAAGACACUGCUAGUUAAGUCGCCUCGCC